Messenger RNA from Colletes gigas, 1941 nucleotides. RefSeq lists its product as uncharacterized. The transcript is spliced from 9 exons. The record is from RefSeq and is a predicted model, not a curated record. Lineage: Eukaryota; Metazoa; Arthropoda; Insecta; Hymenoptera; Colletidae. Gene Ontology annotation, molecular function: serine-type endopeptidase activity. Gene Ontology annotation, biological process: proteolysis. Bases 1 to 1941 code for a protein of 646 amino acids.
AUGUCAAAAAUGCUUGUCAGACUAUUACUUUUAAUUAUUUCAACUAUCUCAGUACAUGGGUUUCAACCGUCGAAUCCGGACGAAUAUGAUCAAAUAGUACUUCAAAAUCCUACGAAACAGGAAUUCAAUCAACAAACAACCAAUGAAGAUUAUUUUGAUUUUGACAAUUCGAGACCAACGUCACUUUUUAAACAAACUGCAGACUUUACCAUUACCUGCAGAGGAGAGAAUCGAAUCUGUACCAAGAAAGAUGACUGUCUCAAUGGUAACAUUUAUAUCACAAACGAUGUUACCCUUCCAUCAAGCAAGGAAAAAGAAUGCAAAAUUAGCGACGAAGUUUGCUGUACGGUUGUGCAAGGCCUUCGAGAUACAUUACCAAAAAUUGAAACAUCCAAACAAACUUUGGGAAGCAAUAGCUUUAACGCAGGCUUUGGAGUAAAACGACCGCCUACAAAAAACAAUCAAGCCACAAAAGUCUUUGUUAGUGAAUCUACAAAUUCGCGCGUGACUCAAGAUCUCGAUGAACAAAAUUCUGUUCAAUCUUCUACAAACCUUCUUGCUGUUGCAACCCAUUUGCAGCUUGGCUGCGCGGCGGCUCUUCUUUGUGUCGAAGAACAAUACUGCACCGUGGACGGUACAAUUAGUCCAGAACCUGUUUCUUUGCCAAGUACAUCAUUUUUGCAACGUGUGCCACUAAGCAGUUGCAAAAAUCCUGAAAGCGGAAUAAUCGGCAAAUGUUGUCGAGAUCCAAAUUAUGUAGAUCCUUGGCCAACAGAAAAUCUUCCUAAAGAUUAUUCUGGUGGAUUCGAUGAACAAGGUUUCCCAACAUUUUUGAGUACAGCAAAAGUAAGACCGCCUAAAGUAUCUGUACCACCGAUUAAAACAACUUCUAGACCUGACUUGGGCUCACAAAAUUCUCUGCCAACCGAAGGAAAACUGGAACCCGUAUUAGUACCUGAUAAUUCGGUUAUUUCUGCACAAGUUUUAGUUCCUCCGAUCGAAACCAUUCCAAAUCAUAAAGACGAUUUGAAUAUCGAACAACUGAGCCUAAAAUGUGGUGUUAGAAAUAUGAGACCAGGAAUUAGGGAAUCACAAACUGUUUUCGCCGAAAUUCCAUGGCAAGCGAUGGUUUUGCAUUCGAAAGAAAAGAAAAUUCUUUGUUCCGGUGCUCUAAUUAGCACUCGUGAUGUAAUAACUGCGGCCAAUUGUAUCGACAGCUUGGCACCAGACGAUAUUUUAAUAAAGUUAGGGGAAUGGAAAUUAGGAUAUGAAUUAAAACACGAGGAACCCCUUCCUUAUGAAAUUCUCAACGUAUCGUCUAUCAACAUACAUCCUGGUUAUGCAAGAGGAUUCGGAGAUCACGACCUCGCAAUUUUACAUCUUGAAAAUUCUGCAAAUAUCGAUUUUCACGUUAAUCCUCUGUGCUUGCCUGCAACGACACAGCCACAAAACAAUAAGUCAUGUAUCGCUACCGGCUGGGGGAAAUCCAUUCUUCAAGCGCAUUAUGCCGGUGCAAUUAUGCAUGCAGUGGAUUUGGAUAUACUUUCAAUGGAACAAUGCAAAGAGCAAUUAAUAAGAGCGGACUUAAGCUCAAACGUAGCAAACGGAAUUAUUUGUGGCGCGACUAAAGAGGAUAUAAAUAAUAUUUGUGAGGCAGACGUUGGGGGACCCCUUGCCUGUGAAAAUCAAAAUGGAGUUUACGAGUUAGUUGGGAUUUAUAGUCAAGAUACAGGAUGCCUUCCAUCAAAUCAAGUCGCAAUUUUUGCACCAUUAGACGACGAGUGGUUAAAAGGAACUAUGGCGAACUCAACGCCUGUACAAAAUCCUUCGGCGGUACCAAAAGAAAACGGUACAAGCGAAGGAUAUGAAGAUUUGGUAUUUGAGAAUGACUAUCGGAAGAGUACUCUGUCUACGGAUAAUGAGUAUCUACCUCCAAAUUGA